AUGGCCAAGUUUUUCAUCACCUGGUGCCUCGCCAUUGCGAGCGUGGCGACAGGGGUCGCCGGCGCGCGGUCUGUGCCAAAGCUGGACCAGAACGAGUGGUGGGGGCCGCCAGAGUUGAUGAUGAAUACAGAAGAGUUGCAGCAGAGAAAGUGCAUCAGGCCCUGGUCGCUUACCAUCUCGCAAGAUGAAAUUGAUUAUCUCAGAUGGCGACUUCUAGAUCACCACAGCUUUGCCCCAGCACUUGAGGAUAGCAACUUCGAAUACGGGUUUAACCCUGAUCAGCUGGAUGACUGGGCGCAAUACUGGGCUAACGAGUACAACUUCACCCGGGCGGAACAGGUCCUCAACCAAUACCCACAGUACAAGGUCAAUGUGCAGGGUUUGGAUAUACACUUCAUCUGGAUAAAGCCAGAGGUGCCUAAAGGGGUGAAGACGGUACCCCUACUCAUGCUUCACGGCUGGCCGAGCUCUGUGCGCGCGUACCACGACUCCAUACCGAUCCUAACCACACCCAACAAGGGCUUAGCAUUCGAAGUCAUCAUCCCAAGUUUGCCUGGAUUUGGAUUUUCAGAUGCAGCAGUUCGUCCAGGACUGGGCCCGGCACAGAUGGCAGUUGUCUUCAAAAACUUAAUGAAAACACUCGGCCACAAGAAGUUCUACGUGCAAGGAGAAGAUUGGGGAGCUGUGAUCGGAAGACAGUUGGCCACGCUGUACCAAAAUGAUAUAUUGGGCUUCCAUAGCACUCAACUCUCUAUACUGAGCAACUGUGAAGAAAUCAAGACAUUCCUUGCGGGUUACAUCGCAAUCCUUCAGGUAGAACUUCAACAGUUCAACAGAACCGCCACCACUGAACUCUUGGAGGAGACUGGGUUCAUGCAUCUGCAGGCGACCAAACCUGACUCUGUGGGUGUCGGUCUCUCUGAUUCGCCGAUCGGUCUCUGCGCCUGGAUGCUGGAGAAGUUCUCGACCUGGACCCGGCGCGACAACCGGCUGCUGGUCGACGGCGGGUUACUCAACCACUUCACGCGCGACCAGCUGCUGGACAACGUGAUGGUGUACUGGUUGUCCAACAGCAUGACCAGCGCCAUGAGGAUAUACGCCGAGUACUUCAGUAACGCGCAACGAGCGUUGGGGAUAGAACAAAUCCCCACAAAAGUUCCAGUAUGGAAUAUUCGGCCCAUUCAUGAACUGCUCCCUUCGGCACAAAACGAGAUAAAAUUCCCCAACUUUGUCGGAACUACCAUCUUGGAUGCAGGCCACUUUGUGUUUUUCGAACAACCCGAAGCUGUCGCUAAAGAUAUCUUCAAAGCUGUCAAGGCAUUCAGAAGUUACAGGAAAUGGUAA
This is a messenger RNA of Bicyclus anynana (squinting bush brown), 1344 nucleotides long. RefSeq names its product juvenile hormone epoxide hydrolase-like. NCBI's taxonomy places the organism in Eukaryota, Metazoa, Arthropoda, Insecta, Lepidoptera, Nymphalidae. Gene Ontology annotation, molecular function: epoxide hydrolase activity. Gene Ontology annotation, biological process: epoxide metabolic process. The record is from RefSeq and is a predicted model, not a curated record. The coding region runs from base 1 to 1344 and encodes 447 amino acids. The transcript is spliced from 7 exons.